Messenger RNA from Exophiala bonariae, 684 nucleotides. RefSeq lists its product as uncharacterized. Lineage: Eukaryota; Fungi; Ascomycota; Eurotiomycetes; Chaetothyriales; Herpotrichiellaceae. The transcript has a single exon. The record is from RefSeq and is a predicted model, not a curated record. Bases 1 to 684 code for a protein of 227 amino acids.
AUGGUUCGAUCUUUCUUGAUGCCAUCUGGUGAUGGAUCAGAGAUCCAGGUGCACAUUACGGAGCCUGCAGUUCGUGCGCAGAACUUAGGUCUCAUCACCUGGACAUCAAGCUUCAUUCUUGCCAGUCUGCUCCACAAGCUUGAAGUCAACAUCUCAUCAAAAUCUAAAGUUCCAGUCCUAGAACUUGGAGCGGGAACCGGCCUCGUUGGUUUGACUGCCGCAUCCUUAUGGAAGAAGCCUGUCUAUCUAACAGAUCUCUGCCCUAUCGUGCCUGCCUUGUCUUCCAAUAUUGCAUUGAAUACGGCGACUGUCAACGACCUCGUUAGAUGCGGAUCUCUUGACUGGAGUGAACCUGACUUUCUGCUUGACGAAGAUGGGCAGACAAUCUCGGCCCACACGGACAAAGCUCAAGUGAUUCUUGCGGCCGACACCAUGUAUUCAGAGGAACAUCCUGAACUAUUAUCGAAAGCCAUAUUCAAAUGGCUAUCGCCCGAUCCAUCCGCUCGCGUGAUCAUGACUUGGCCUAUGCGUGUCGCUUACCUCGACCAGAUUCGAGAAAUAUGGGCAAUUCUUGAGGUUGGAGGGUUGGAAUGCAUCUUGGAAGGCAGGGAACAAGCCAAAGACGACCAUUGGGACGACGAAGGUCUUUGUGAAUGGAGCGUGUGGCAGUGGAAAAUCAGUUAG